AGGAGCUCGAGGCUGAGGGAGGCCGGCUAGCGGGGAGCGACUGGGGACGCUGGGCCGCGGGCGCUUCAGCGAUGUUUUACUCAGGGCUCCUCAGCGAGGGCGGCCGCAAGGAGACGGACAUGCGGGAAGCGGCGUCGCUGCGACAGCAGCGCCGGAUGAAACAGGCCGUGCAGUUCAUUCAUAAGGACUCCGCCGACCUGCUGCCCUUGGACGGCCUCAAGAAGCUGGGCUCGUCCAAGGACACGCAACCUCAUAACAUUCUGCAGAGGCGCCUCAUGGAAACCAAUCUGUCUAAACUUCGAAGUAGUCGUGUCCCUUGGGCCUCCAAGACCAACAAACUGAAUCAGGCUAAGUCUGAGGGACUAAAGAAGUCUGACGAUGAUGACAUGAUUUUGGUUUCUUGCCAGUGUGCUGGAAAGGAUGUGAAAGCCUUGGUUGACACAGGCUGUCAAUAUAAUCUCAUCUCUUCAGCCUGUGUGGAUAGACUGGGACUCAAGGAGCAUGUCAGAUCUCACAAGCAUGAAGGAGAGAAGCUUUCUCUACCCCGGCAUCUGAAAGUAGUGGGCCAUAUUGAGCACCUGGUGAUCACACUGGGCUCCCUCCGCCUGGACUGUCCAGCAGCUGUGGUUGAGGACAAUGAGAAAAACUUGUCCCUUGGUCUCCAGACUCUCCGAUCCCUUAAGUGCAUAAUAAAUUUGGAUAAGCACCGGCUGAUCAUGGGGAAGACAGACAAGGAAGAAAUCCCUUUUGUGGAGACAGUUUCCUUGAAUGAAGACAACACUUCAGAAGCAUAACUACAGACUGCAGCAUGUCUGCACGUAUGCACACAUACCAGGUUGACAGAUUGAGAAAACUGGGUUUGAACAAAUGCAGUAGCAACUUGCUGUGGACCAAGUCCUUCCCUCUAAUAGAAGCUCCAGGGGCUCCUUCCCACCCAGUCCUCUUAGUCCAUGCUUAGAGAUCUUAUCUGGUUAUAGCCAUUGUUUUUUACUCCUCUGAUCACUUAAUUUAUAGACCUUUUAUAAAGACUGCCAGGUCUCACUUGUGGCCUACUUCUCUGCUUUCAGGAAUUUGCUUUUAUUAGUCCAGUAUAGGGGCUGCCAGGUUCUGUUUCUCCAUAGAUACACUUGCUUCUUUUCCUAUAGCUAAAAUAUAUGAUAAACAGGAACCUGACCUUUACCUCCUUUCAGUUGUUCCAAAGAGGUGCAAUAUACCUAUGUCUCAGAAUUAGAAUUUCUUCUAAUUCAUUCAUUGAUUUCUCAAAAAUAACUUUAUCUGAAAGAACCCAGAGAGAUCAUCUAGUCCAACUUUUUCAUUUAUAGGUCCAGAGAGGCAAAUUAAUUGUCUAAGCUGUUAUACUAAGUCAGUGGCAGAGGAACCUAGAACUCAGACUUGACAAGCCAAGGCUAUGUUCAUUUUCCCAUGCUGCCUCUUUCGUCUUCAGGCCUUGAGAGGAGGAUGAAGAGGUAAGGACUUUAAAAAGGCAAGGUAGGGGAAAAAUCUGCUUUGGGGUUGGAUGCCAGGAGGAUCUGGGUAGCCCUUUCUCCUGUGUGCUAAGUCCACUAAAAGUCUCU
Molecule: messenger RNA, 1574 nt
Organism: Odobenus rosmarus divergens (Pacific walrus)
Lineage: Eukaryota; Metazoa; Chordata; Mammalia; Carnivora; Odobenidae
Gene: NRIP3
Product: nuclear receptor interacting protein 3
Exons: 7
Coding region: 72-794 (240 amino acids)
Biological process (GO): proteolysis
Molecular function (GO): aspartic-type endopeptidase activity
Source: RefSeq, a predicted model, not a curated record